Molecule: messenger RNA, 2299 nt
Organism: Trematomus bernacchii (emerald rockcod)
Lineage: Eukaryota; Metazoa; Chordata; Actinopteri; Perciformes; Nototheniidae
Product: nuclear factor 7, brain-like
Exons: 3
Coding region: 465-1853 (462 amino acids)
Molecular function (GO): protein binding; zinc ion binding
Source: RefSeq, a predicted model, not a curated record
CUCCAAUUUAAAUCUGUAACACACCCCUUUUUUACAGGUGGAGCAGCAUCAUUUAUCAGAGGACAAACCAGGAAACAGUUUGUUAUUCUCCGUCACUGCAGAGAGACAGACGGACUGAAAAACAGACGAUCAGAUUCACCUUCAGACCAAACUAACAACUUCCUCUGAGUUCAGCUACUGGAGAGAAAAGUGGAAACUACAACACUGCUGCUUCAACCUGCUGAUCCUCCACCCCCUGAAGGUGGAGCAGCAUCAUUUAUCAGAGGACAAACCAGGAAACAGUUUGUUAUUCUCCGUCACUGCAGAGAGACAGACGGACUGAAAAACAGACGAUCAGAUUCACGUUCAGACCAAACUAACAACUUCCUCUGAGUUCAGCUACAGGAGAGAAAAGUGGAAACUACAACACUGCUGCUUCAACCUGCGGACCCUCCACCCCCUGAAGCUUCACUCAGAGAGACAACAUGGCUUCCAGGUCAGAGGAAGAUCUCUGCUGUCCGGUCUGUCGGGAAGUCUUUAGAGAUCCUGUUCUUCUGUCCUGUAGCCACAGUUUCUGUAAAGCCUGUCUGAAGAACUGGUGGACGGGGAAACCAACACGAGAGUGUCCAGUUUGUAAGAUAGAAUCUUCAAGAAGAAAUCCCCCUUGUUACCUGGUGUUAAAGAACCUGUGUGAGACCUUCUUACUGGAGAGAGAUCAGAGAUCUCCAGAGGCUCUCUGCAGUCUGCACUCUGAGAAACUCAGACUCUUCUGUCUGGACCAUCAGCAGCCAGUGUGUCACAUCUGCAGAGAUUCAGAGAAACACACUGACCACACAAUCAGACCCAUCGAUGAAGCUGCACAACAACACAGGAAGGAGCUCCAGAAAUCUCUGCAGCCCUUAAAGAAGAAACUGAAGAUCUUUGAAGAAGUUAAAGUGAAGUUUGAUCAAACAGCAGGACACAUGAAGGUCCAGGCUCAACACACAGAGACGCAGAUUAAGGAGCAGUUUAAGAAGCUUCACCAGUUUCUAGAAGAGGAAGAGGAGGCCAGGAUGGCUGCACUGAGGGAGGAAGAGGAGCAGAAGAGGAGGAUGAUGGAGGAGAAGAUGGAGGCUGUGAGCAGAGAGAUAGCAGCUCUUUCACACACAGUCAGAGCCACAGAGGAGGAGCUGAGAGCUGAAGACGUCUCCUUCCUGCACAACUACAAGGCUGCAGUGGAGAGGCUGCAGCGCCCCCUGCUGGAAGAUCCACAGCUGCCCUCAGGAGCUCUGAUAGACCAGGCCAAACACCUGGGCAACCUCAGCUUCAACAUCUGGAGCAAGAUGAAGGACGUGGUGUCCUACUCUCCUCUCAUCCUGGACCCAAACACUGCUAGUCCAUUACUCAUCCUGUCUGAAGAUCUGACCAGUGUGAGACUAGGAGGAGAGAGACAGAAACUUCCUGAUAAUCCAGAGAGGUUUGAUCAUCACCGCUGUGUCCUGGGCUGUGAGGGCUUUAACUCAGGGAUUCACAGCUGGGAUGUCCAGGUUACAGACAGUACAUACUGGGUACUGGGUGUGUCAGAAGAGUCUUUCCAGAGGAAGGGACGCAUAGAGUCUGGAUUAUGGAGACUAGCAUUCUAUAAAGGUGAAUACGCAGCAUGGUCACCAUUAGGUUCAGACACUCCUCUCAGCCUGAAGAAGAAGCUCCAGAGGGUCAGAGUGAAUCUGGACUGGAACAGAGGAAAAUUGUCGUUCUCUGAUCCUGACACUAACACACACAUACACACCUUCACACACACUUUCACUGAGAGGAUGUUUCCAAUCAUUAACACUGCAAAUGAAGUGAAUAUAUCACCACUGAAGGUGUGUGUGACAAUGGAACAGAAGAGAUAGAAAUAAAGAGUUUGUUUGUGUUUAUUAUGUUGUGUAUUUCCUUUAAUGGAUCAGUCACUGAAUGUAACUUAUCAAUUUGAACCUGCUGUAGAAUUAUGCCAAAGAUAGGCUCAUUUUAUUACACUUGUGUGAAUUGCUGUGUAUUCAAAAUAUCAUUUACUCUUUGUUGUGAUUUAGAGGUGUUUUUUUGCCAAAAAUACACUAAAAUCUGCAAUUCUUGGCUAACAUACCUGCAUGAUUCUUGUUGUUCUGAAUUUUUAUCUUUAUUGCACUUAUUGUAAGUCGCUUUGGGUAAAAGCGUCAGCUAAAUUAAAUGUAAUGUAAUUUAGUUUAUUUUUCUAUUGUCGAGCUUUACAUCUGUCAAAUUAUUUCUGAUCUUUAUGUUUGGUUCUACUUUUCUAUUUAAUGAAUUCAGUCUCAUUUUAAAAAUGUGUUUAUCCUUUGUU